Messenger RNA from Musca vetustissima, 5787 nucleotides. Its product is annotated as putative vitellogenin receptor. Lineage: Eukaryota; Metazoa; Arthropoda; Insecta; Diptera; Muscidae. Gene Ontology annotation, molecular function: calcium ion binding; protein binding. The transcript has 10 exons. The coding region runs from base 1 to 5787 and encodes 1928 amino acids. The record is from RefSeq and is a predicted model, not a curated record.
AUGUGUCUCAUCCACAGGGCUUGGAUUGUACAACGUCCGUUAUACAAUGUUCGCAAGAAAUUUGUCAAUGUUAAUGAAUUCCCUGCCGCCCGAAAUGUUGGUAGCAAAUUUGUAUGUCAUCGAUCGUUGUGUAUAUUUGUCAUGUGUGUACUUUUGCAAUUGAUUUCGAAUGCUGAUGCCAGAGGACCAUGUGAUGUUGAUCAAUUUGCCUGCAAAGAUGGUCGUUGCAUUCUAAAAACGAAAAUGUGUGAUGGCCGCUUUGAUUGUUCCGAUAAUUCAGAUGAAAUUGAUUGUGAUUAUAAAAUGUGCCGUAAACCCAAUUGGUUCCAAUGCAAGCUGCCGAACGGCCCCUGCCUGUCGUCCGAUCUUCUCUGCAAUGAUGUUGAAAAUUGUCCCGGCGGUGAAGAUGAACAACAUUGUGCACAUAAUGAACGUAGCGGUGCAUCCGAUUUUGGUAUCGGUGGUUGGUUAACCCUACAUCGAAAUUGUACACAAUUCGAAUACACUUGUAAAUCGGAUAAAUUAUGUAUUCCGUAUAAUUUUAUGUGUGAUGGUAAGGCGGAUUGUGUUGAUGAUUCGGAUGAAGUGGAUGGUUGUAUUCGUGCUCAGGCAAGUUGUACGGGUUUCUUUUGUGCAAAUAAACGCUGCCUGGAACGAAAGAAAUGGAUCUGUGAUGGCAUUGAUGAUUGUGGCGACGGCAGUGAUGAGAAAAAUUGUGCCGAAAAUUGCACUCCCGAAAUGGAUAAGUUUUUGUGCAGCAAUAAUAUCACCUGCAUACCCCUGGAAAAGGCCUGUAAUGGUGACAUAGAUUGUCCCGAUCGUACCGAUGAAUCAUUCCGUUGCAAUCAAACAGCCAACAAUUGUGCGACCAAAAAAUGUCCACCGGCAGCUACGUGUAAAAUGAUGCCACAAACGGGAGCCACAUGCGUAUGUCCCAAAGGUUUUAAACAUUCUCUGGCGCAGGAUAUUUGUGUAGAUGUGGAUGAGUGUGUCGAACAAUUUGGUGUUUGUAGUCAAAUGUGUGUCAACACCUUGGGUAGUUAUCGUUGCCAAUGUGAUGAAGGUUAUGCUCUAAAGGAGGACAAUCGAACCUGCGAAGCUAUCGGUGAAGAGGCUUUACUAUUGUAUACGACACAAGUGACCGUGAUGGGUGUUAAUUUGCGUUCGCGACGUGUCUAUACAGUGGCUAAGAAUCUGACUAAAGUGAUUGGUGUGUCAUACAAUGGUGAGCAUAUCUACUGGACCAAUAUACAAAAUGAAGGUGAAAGUAUUGUCAAGGCAAAUUCGGAUGGUAGUCAGCAGGAGGUGCUACUGACAUCCGGUUUAGAUGCUCCCGAAGAUUUGGCAGUAGACUGGUUAACUGGCAACAUUUAUUUCUCGGAUAAUGUUAUGCAUCACAUUGCUGUCUGCUCAAAUGAUGGCCGCUACUGCACUGUCCUGGUCACCGAUGAUGUUCAUCAACCGCGUGGCGUAGCCUUGUGGCCACAACGCUCCCAAAUCUUUUGGUCCGAUUGGGGUGUAAUACCAAUGAUCGCUCGUGCCUCCAUGGAUGGCAGAAAUUCCAUACGCCUAGUAACCGAUAAAAUCCAUUGGCCCAAUGGUGUCGCCUUGGACAUGUACAAUGACCGAGUGUAUUGGGUGGAUGCCAAGCUGGCGACCAUUGAAAGUGUACGCUCAGAUGGUCAAGAUCGUCGCACCGUGUUAGAAGACAUCUUAAAACACCCCUAUGGUUUGGCCAUAUUUGAAGAUAAACUUUAUUGGUCCGACUGGGGUACCAAGUCCAUACACUCAUGUAAUAAAUUCACCGGCAAAGAACAUUCAAUUAUUACCAAAGAUCGUACCAUUUAUGCCGUUCACAUUUAUCAUUCGUCGAAGCAGAAGAAAAUCGCCCAUGCCUGUGAACAGGCUCGAUGCUCUCAUUUAUGCCUGCUGGCGGAAAAGAAUAGCUACAGUUGUGCUUGUCCCGACGGCAUGCAAUUGGGACCGGAUCGUAUGCGUUGCAUUAAGACCCAUAAGAAACAGAGGCUAUUUUUAGGUGUUCGUAAUAAUCUCGUCGAAAUGGAGCACACAACAUUUGGUCGGCACACGGUAUCGGCUACACAUCAUUUGGAUUUUUUUAUACAUGAAAUGGCCUAUAAUCAUAUAAAUAAUACGGUCUUCAUUGCCGAUAAUUAUCAGCACGUAAUCGGUGAAUUUAAUAUACAGGGUCAAUAUUUAUCGAAAUUGGUGCGAGCGAAUUUGGGAAAUAUUACCGGUUUGGCAUUUGAUCACCUGUCUUAUUGCUUAUACUGGAGUGAUUCGGAGAGACAUGUUGUUGAAGUUUUCUCUCUGCAAACCAAACAACGAGCCAUUGUAUCAUUUUUCUCGGGCAUAGAGGUACCCAUUGGUCUGGCGGUAAUACCAGAUGAUGGCAUCAUGUUUAUUGCGUUAAGAUCCCGGCGGCAUGUUCAUAUCGAUCAAAAAUCUCUUAGCGGUCAAGGCGAACACACCCAUGCCUUCGAAGAUGAAUUGGGUGAUGAUGAUAUACGAUUUGCAACAGAUUUUGAGACAAAAACCCUCUAUUGGUCCGACAGUGAUUUCGGACGCAUUUCAUUUUCGGAUUAUCGUAAUUUAAGGGCCUACACUUUUCGUGGUCGGCUUAAACGUCCCUAUUCGAUAGCCAUCGUUGAUGAAGAUCUUUUCUGGACAGAAUUAAAUUCAAAUAUUAUCCAUUGGACACAUAAGAGUAAUAUGGGUCCAUUGAAACGAUUCGAUAUCGAAGUUAAUCGAGAAUUGUAUAGUACCGUUUCCCUGCCCGUGAGAAUACCCAUUUUGGCAAGUUCAUCGCCAAUUGUUGUCGAUCAUCCAUGUCAACAUUGGAAUGGUGGUUGUUCCCACAUCUGUGUGACAUUGGGGAAAUUUGCCUCGGGUUGUCUUUGUCCUGCCGGUUUGGUAUUUCGUGAUGCCACCAAUCGGACGUGCAUUGAAGCUUUGGAUUGUGAAUUCCGUUGUAAAUCGGGUGAAUGUUUGACAAUGUCGAGAAAAUGUAAUGGCCGCAAAGAUUGUCCCGAUGGUUCGGACGAAGAGAAUUGUGAAAAUGGCAAGGGGCAUAAACCGCAAGUUAUUUGUUCCAUAGGAGAGUUUAGAUGCCACAAUGGAGAGCAGUGUGUGGAAGGUGAUCAGCGUUGUGAUGGCAAAAAACAAUGUUCGGAUGGUUCCGAUGAGGAGCAUUGUGAGAAAUUUGAUAAAUCCAAAUUCUGUCACCGCCACCAACAUGUCUGCGACAAUGGCAACUGCGUUGACUUCAGUGUCAUGUGUGACGGCUUCAACGAUUGUGGCGAUAAUUCAGAUGAGGCAGAUUGCCGACUGGCCCGUGGCAAAGAUGUUACCAGUCCAAGGCGCAUUUGUGGCCCCGAUAUGUUCCAAUGCAAUUCCGGCACUUGUUUGGCGAAAAGUUGGGAAUGCGAUGGAAAAAUUGAUUGUAAAGAUGGUUCCGACGAACAUGACAAAUGUGGCAUUCGAGAAUGUCCCCCGAACAUGCACAAAUGCCUUUUGGGCCAGUGUAUCGAUCGUCGUCUGGUCUGUGAUGGCAACAAUGAUUGUGGCGAUACUUCGGACGAAAUGAAUUGUGAUAUGUCGGCGGGUAAAAAACGUAAAAUGUCUUGCGGUGAUGAUCGCGUUCCCAUGUUUGAGUGUCCUAGUGAUCCCAAUAUUUGCCUUGAUAUGUCAGCCAAAUGCAAUGGUUCUGCCGAAUGUCCACGCGGAGAAGACGAAGUUGAUUGUGGUAAUAUUUGCAGUAUUUACGAAUUCCAUUGUAAAACUUCGAAAGAAUGCAUUCGCAACGAAUUCCGUUGUGAUCAUGAGAAAGAUUGUGCCGAUGGUUCCGACGAGGAGAAUUGUGAGCAUCGUGGGGCGUGGAAUCACACCACCAAUGCCAAACAUACCCAUGAAAUGGCUUGUGGUCCGAAAAUGUUCGAUUGUAAAGAUGGCCAAUGUGUUGAUGAGUCCAGGGUCUGUAAUGGUUUUGAAGAUUGUGAUACGGGUGCCGAUGAAGGCCCACUGUGCAAAACGGCCUGUGAUCCUCAAGCUGGUCAUCCGGUUUGUCAAAAUAAAUGCCGACCCACACCAUCGGGUGCGGUUUGUUCCUGUUUCAGUGGCUAUAAACUUGAUGCUGAUCAUCGCACCUGUGUCGAUAUCAAUGAAUGUGAAGAUUUGGAUCCAUGCGCCCAGCUGUGUGAAAACACUAUGGGUUCGUAUCGUUGUUCAUGUUUUCCUGAUUUUAUGAUGCGUCCUGAUAAGACUUCAUGUAAAUCGAUUGAAAGUGAGAGGUCAUUACUAUUCACCACCUUUGAUGAGGUACGCAGCAUGACGGAACAGCCAAUUGUUUUAAAGGUAGCCUGGAAAGCGAAUGAUUCGAAAGUUACGGGAUUUGAUAUAAAUAUACGUACACGCAAUGGAUAUUUCACCACUGAGGGUGAAAAUGUCCUAUAUAUGGUGGAUAUUGAUAGUGGUGCGAUCAAGGCGGCCUUGGAAGUUCAGAUGCCAAGUAAAGUUGCUGUCGAUUGGAUAACGGGCAAUGUUUAUGUCAUCAGUCGCACGGCACAAUAUCAAAUAGAAGUUUGUUCGUUCGCGGCGAAAAUGUGCGGUGCCGUAAUUAAAGUUCAGCCCAGGGAAACAAUAAAAACCCUCACCGUAGAUGCCUACAAUCGGAGAAUGUUCUUUGUCAUAAUGCAGGGACAAGCCUUUGGCAGUCAUCGAUCACGCAUUGCCAGCACAAGUUUAGAUGGCGGUGGUAAACGUGAUUAUCUGCUCAAUAAAGAGAUGACCUUUGUUACCACACUGGCCUGUGAUCCCUACAAGAAAAUUCUCUACUUCACCGAAUCAUUAAGUAAAACUCUACAGGCUAUUAACUAUGGAUCGGGUUCUAGCCGUACCCCCAUAACCCUAAUACAAAAGGGAAAUGUGGUUAUGCAUCCAUCCGGCUUGACAUGGUAUGAAAAUCAGGUGUUCAUUGUAAAUAUGGGUGCCCGUGAGGCGGUACGCUGUUAUGUGUAUGGAUCGAAAUCGUGCAAGGCAUUCAACUUGAAUAUUCUCAAUGCCGAGGAUAUUUUGGUGGAUGGCAUCUCCAGGCAACCGAUGAAUAGAAAUCCUUGCAGCAUGGCCAAAUGUCGUGGCAUGUGUGUCCAAACGGAAUUCAGCUAUGAAUGUAUGUGCGGUGAUUCCAUAGUCAGUGAGAGUAAAUAUUGCGAAUCGAGUAAUGAAAUUUCUUCAAGUGCUCUGCUAAGAAAUCGUUCCUCCGCAAUGGAUGAAGAUGAGAGUUCCUCACAUGUUGUACUCUUUGUUGUGCUUAUGCUGCUGGCAGCUGCAUUAACAGUUUGUGGUUUGGGGUAUUUGUAUUAUCGUCGCAAACAGCAGGGUCAACGUGAUUUUAUUCGUAACCUGCAAUUCCAGAAUCCUUUGUCGUCACUGUUGCCACAUCAGCGAAGUGCCAAGACCUCGACCUUGGACAGUGGGCUCAUCAGCAGCGGAACGGGAAGUUCGACGGGAACGACAACAGCAUCGUUCGAUGAGGACAAUGACCGGAUGUACUUUGCGUCGCAAAUUCAGAAAUUUCUACGCGGAUCAUCGUCCAACAAUAAUACGGAAAUUCUCUUGGAAACGGCCAAGCCUCAGGAAAUUUGCACCAUGGAAAAGAGUAGACAACCCCUCGCCCUUGUACCAAAUAUCAUGGUUGAAGAGCCCGACAAUGAUAUCACCCGAACAGUGGGAGAUUAUGACAAUGAUGCGAGAGCCAGGCUGGUACCCUAG